AUGGUGGGCGGCAGGUCCACAACGGACGAUGCAUCUGCGAUGGGCGAUACAUCGGUGGCAGGCAGCGCAUCAGUAGCGGACAACGGCGGUGGUCCCAUGGUGGCGUGGAGCACCAGGAGCGGCACCUCAGGAUCCGGAGGCGUGGAGCACCAAGAGCGGUGGCGGCAGGCUGCUGGUAGUCUUAUUGUCCAGACGACGUCCUCUACCAUACCAUUGUGCCACCAGGUGCCGACGAGUGGGAUCAGAUAUGCACCGUCAAGCAACCACGAUAGCCAGAUAAGGACCGGGCCGGGCGACGAGUUGGCCGAGCUGCUGUGGGACCACGGCCCGGCGCCCGCACCGCCGCCGUUCCAGCCCUUCACCUGCAGCGCCGCCGGCAGCAGCAGGUCCCAGGAGCUCAAGCGCCACGCCGCGGACGCCACCAAGGCGGCAGCGUUCGUGACCCCCGUCGUCCCCGUCCCGCUGGGCAUGCACGGCGCCGGAGCCGGGCUCGGCCUCGGCGGCCUCCCCGUCCACGACGACGAAGACGACGCCGUGCCGUGGCUGCAUUGCCCCGUCGUCGACGACGGCGACGGCGACACGGCGCCGCUGCCCCCGGAGUACUUCGCCAGCCUGCUGUCCGAGUACUCGGAGGCGGCCACGGCGCCAGCGGCGGCCUCUCAUGCCGCGGCCGUCGUCCCGGCCGCGCCGCCUCCGCCAGAGGCCGGCGCGGCCAACAAGCUGGCCCCGCCGAGCGCCGCCGGCGGAGGAGGUGAGGGCGUCGUGAACUUCACCUUCUUCUCGCGGCCCCUCCAGCGGCCGCAGGCGGCGGCAUCGGCCGCCGCAACCGCGAGCCACCCCGUCGAGUCCACGGUCGUCCAGGCGGCAACGAACCGGCUGCGGAGCACGCCGCUGUUCUCCGAGCAGAGGAUGGCGUGGCUGCAACCGCCCAAAGCGCCGCGCGCCACGGCGGCAGCGGCAGCGGCGACGCCACCUCCACCCCCUCCUACUCCUCAGCUGGCGCCUCUGCUCCCAGAUAGCCGCCAUGGGGAGACAGUAGCUCAACCCCGGUCGCAACCAGAGGCAAGGCCCACCGACGCGGCGGCGGUGACGACCUCUUCGGUCUGCUCCGGCAACGGUGACCGGAGCCAGCUCAAGAGGAGCAGCCACCUGGCCGCGGACUGCUCGGUCAGUCCGGACGAGGACCUGGACGACGAGCCCGAAGCGACGAGGAGGUCGGCGGCGCGGAGCGCCAAGCGCAGCCGCACCGCCGAGGGGCACAACCUGUCGGAGAGGAGGAGACGGGACCGGAUCAACGAGAAGAUGCGCGCCCUGCAGGAGCUCAUCCCCAACUGCAACAAGAUCGACAAGGCGUCGAUGCUGGAGGAAGCGAUCGAGUACCUCAAGACGCUGCAGCUACAGGUGCAGAUGAUGUCGAUGGGGACCGGGCUGUUCAUGCCGCCGGCGAUGCUGCUGCCGGCGAUGCACCAGCACCUGCAGGCGCUGCACCACCACCCCAUGGCGCACGCGCACGCGCACUUCCCGCACCUCGGCAUGGGGCUAGGCUUCAGCAUGGGCGCCGCCGCUGCGGGGUUCGACAUGCUCCCGCGCGUCGCGGCCGGCGCGCACUUCCCGUGCACGCCGAUGGCAAUGCCGCCGUCGGGGGCCAUGUUCGGCGUGCCGGGGCAGGGGAUGCCCUCGCUGACGGCGGCGUUCGCUCACAUGGCCGGCACCGCGCCGGCUGGACAGAUGCAAGCUGGUGCCGGUGCUGCGGCGGCUGCUCCUGCCCGGCCAGGAGAAGCAGAGCACCCGCCGGGCCGCGGCGUGGCAGAGGGCGAUCAGGAGGCCCAACAGCACCAGAAGCAGACGUGA
Molecule: messenger RNA, 1851 nt
Organism: Miscanthus lutarioriparius
Lineage: Eukaryota; Viridiplantae; Streptophyta; Magnoliopsida; Poales; Poaceae
Source: the annotation of a GenBank genome assembly